Molecule: messenger RNA, 2743 nt
Organism: Varanus komodoensis (Komodo dragon)
Lineage: Eukaryota; Metazoa; Chordata; Lepidosauria; Squamata; Varanidae
Gene: TRIB3
Product: tribbles pseudokinase 3
Exons: 4
Coding region: 157-1227 (356 amino acids)
Biological process (GO): protein phosphorylation; positive regulation of proteasomal ubiquitin-dependent protein catabolic process; regulation of MAP kinase activity
Cellular component (GO): nucleus
Molecular function (GO): mitogen-activated protein kinase kinase binding; ATP binding; protein kinase activity
Source: RefSeq, a predicted model, not a curated record
CCUGUGCGGGGGAUCCGCGCCCGGCGGCGGCUCCGUUGCUGCUGGGUCGCUCCCUCCGGACGAGGAAGGCGCAGCUCCGCGCUGGGGCGAGGGAGCGGGACCCCCGGCACGCACCUCGGCACUGCGGCGGACGCCGUCGGGGCUCCCUCGCCAAAGAUGGGUGUGUUCGCUCUGGAGAGCCCUGCGGUCGCCCCUCUGCAGAAGAAGCGGCUGGACUUCGAAGAUGCAUCUGAGGCUGACCUGCCAGAGGCCAAGCGGCCGUGUCUUGGGCCACUGCCAGGACUAGCGCCCUGCCUCCAGCCCCUGGCUCACUCUCCGCCUUCCACGGAGCCGGUUUCAAGGGUCUCGCAGAUUGGCCCCUACAUCCUUCUGGAGGCCGCCGAAGGGGGGCGCCGCUACAGGGCCGUGAACAAGCACACCGAGGCGGAAUACACCUGCAAGGUGUACCCGGCCAAGAGCUACGCAGAGGUGCUGGCCCCGUACGGCGUCCUCCCCUCGCAUCCGAACGUCGCCCGCCUGGCCGAGGUGAUCGUCGGGGACCAGAACGUGUACCUCUUCCUCGAGCCCGGGAAGGAUGACAUGCACAGCUAUGUACGGCGGCGCAAGCGCCUGCCCGAGUGCGAGGCCGUCGCGCUCUUCCGGCAGAUGGCGGACGCGGUCGCCCACUGUCACCAGCACGGCCUCGUCCUCCGCGACCUCAAGCUGAGGAAGUUUGUCUUUGCCGACAGAGGCAGGUCCAGGCUGCUGCUGGAUAAUUUAGAGGACGCCUGGGUGCUGGACGGGCCCAGUGACUCCCUGGAGGACCGGCACGGCUGCCCCGCCUACGUGGGGCCCGAGCUGCUCAGUCCCAAGGCCUCCUAUUCCGGGAAGGCGGCGGACAUCUGGAGCCUUGGCAUCGCGCUCUACACGCUCCUCGUGGGGUGCUACCCCUUCCAAGACACCAAGCCGGCCUCGCUCUUCGGCAAGAUCCGCCGCGGGCGCUUCGCUGUCCCCGAGGACCUCUCGCCCAAGUCUCGCUGCCUCAUCCGCUGCCUCCUGAGAAAAGACCCGGCUGAGAGGCUGACGGCCGGCGAGAUCCUGAUGCACCCCUGGCUGGCUGCUGGCAGCCCCCCCGGGGGCUCCUGGAGCAGGCCCCCUGCAGAGCAGGGGCCUGAGCAGGUGGUCCCGGAGGCGGCAAACCUCAGGGGGGAGGAGGCCCCCGAGGAAGAGGAGGGCCUCUCCAGAUGAGCCAAGGCGGUGAGCUCUGACGCGCGUUUCACUGCGGAAGGCCGUCCUCUCCGACUCCGGGGUGAGCGCCGGCCCACCGAAUGCCCUUGAACGGCAGCCGGAGGCUCUCCCGCCGGCACUCAGGGAAGAAGGCGCCUGUGCCUCUCGGCUGGGGCAAGGCGGGCGGUGGCGCCUCCCUUGUGCCAAUGGGCAUGCAUGCGCGUGCCAAAGAAACACUUCCGGGCUCCGUGACCGACGGCCACGUCUCCUGCAGGAAGAUGGGCGUGCCUGGCACACCUCUCCCGCCCCGAGUGAAGGAUCCGGGCGUGAACCCCUGUCCGCAGAAGCUUUGGAAACAGAAGCCCCUCCGGGGUUCCCAGAGGAAGAGUCUGGUCGCAGAAGGCCAGGCGGCGGGUCCUCCUCCUCCUCCUCCUCCGUGUCCGGGGCGCAGGUCUGGGACUGCCCAUCUGGGAUCCAGCAGGGCCUUGGCUGAGCCCUCAGAGGAGCAGCUGCCAUCCGUCGCCAGACAAUUGCGCUCCCUUGUCUCAGCGCAUGAUGCGCGGGCGCCGGUGGGCCAGUGGCCCGGAGGGAGGGGACGGGGCUGGGUCACGGGGGUCCUCACGCUGUCCCGUCUUGAGGACAGCUAAAUAAUAGGUCCCGCGGGAUACGGUCCAGCUCCUGCCCCCCAUUCCCCAUCCUAGUUUCGAGUGCAGUGCUUCUGAUUCCUGCCCUGUUAUCAAAGAAGGCUCGGGGUGGGGCGGGAGGGCGAUGUGUGGCCCCAGCCUGUCUAUCUACUUGAAUUUAUUGCACUACUUGAUGUGGUUUAGGGCCGGGAAGGGCACACUGGUAGCUCCCUGUGGGGGCAUCCCCAGUUGCCUCCCCCCGUUCCCCGCAGCCGGGUGUGGCAGGGCGGUGCAGAGUUGCCCUGCCUUGCUCGAGAGCUGCUGAUCCCCACUCGGCCGGGUUCCAGCUCAUCCCCCCCAAGAUCUGGCGCUGUGUCCUCCCCUGGGAAAAGGCUGACUGGGGGCCACCGGGGGGGGGGGCUUUAUGGCACAGAAAAUGGCCAGGUGGCCACCCCGAUUCCCUGGGAACGGCACCUGGGUCCCCGGCUGAAUCUUUUGCCCCUUUGCCAAGCGGCUGAUCAAAGACCCUGGAGCUGUUCCCACCAAGUCAGGUCAAGAUGGGGCAUCGUCGGAGGGGAGUCAGGCCCAAACAACACAGAAGUCGAGCCGCCACGUCAAAAGGGUCGCGAGGGUCAUCCCUCCGACUGCUCCCUCCCUCAUAAAACAAGCCAGCAGUGGCCCCACGGAAGGUUCUUUUCGGCCCACAAGCAAGCCUAGCCCUGGGCAGCAGCAGGCGGCCCCCCGCCCCCCAGAAAAAAACACCUUCCUGGCUUUGUGCUCACGUAGCAUCGCUGUGCCUUCUCCUUCCUGACCAAAUAGCAACACGACAACCGGAGGCCACGGCUCUCCGGGGUCUUUUAACAAAGUGCAUUUAUUUUUCUGUCUCUUGGAAAAUAAAAGACCUGUUGAUUUGC